This is a messenger RNA of Musa acuminata AAA Group (dessert banana), 963 nucleotides long. Its product is annotated as acid phosphatase 1. The transcript has 3 exons. NCBI's taxonomy places the organism in Eukaryota, Viridiplantae, Streptophyta, Magnoliopsida, Zingiberales, Musaceae. The record is from RefSeq and is a predicted model, not a curated record. Bases 41 to 820 code for a protein of 259 amino acids. Gene Ontology annotation, molecular function: acid phosphatase activity.
UCCGGCGUGUCCUCGGCGGAAGACGCGUGCAGCAGAAGGGAUGAUGAGAACUCAAGUGGUUUUCCUGUUCCUUGGAUUCUACAUCGGCCUGGUGGCCGGUGACUGGAACAUCCUGGGCUUCAUGGGCAGCAAGCGGGAGGAGGACACGGCGGUGGCCGCCGGCCGGAAGAACUACUGCGAGAGCUGGCGGAUGAACGUGGAGCUGAACAACAUCCGUGGCUUCGAGGUGGUGCCCGACGAGUGCGUCGACUACGUCGGCAGGUACGUGACCUCGACGCAGUACGAGGUCGACGUGCAGCUCGCCGCCGAGGAGGUCAUCCUCUUCCUCGCCCACACCUUUCAGCUUGGCGGCGACGGCAAGGACGCGUGGGUCUUCGACGUCAACGACGUGCUCCUCUCCACCGUCCCCUACUACCAGCAGCGCCAGUUCGGAGGCAUGAAGAGAAACGCAAGUGCCUUCGAGGCAUGGGUGAAGGAGGCGGACGCCCCAGCCGUGGCUCACAUGGUGCACCUGUUCCACCAUAUCAGGACUCAAGGAUUGAAGGUCUUCAUCCUCUCCUCCAGAGCGGACUACCUCAGAGAAGCCACCGUCGACAACCUCAUCAAUGUUGGCUACCAUGGCUGGACCGAGCUAAUCUUAAGGUCCCCGGAGGACAACUAUAGUAGUGCAGAAACAUACAAGGCAGCAGAAAGGGAGAAGUUGGUGCACGAAGGUUACCGCUUGUGGGGGAUUGUGGGGAGCCAAUGGAGCAGCCUCGGUGGAUACACCACAGCAAGGAGGAUAUUUAAGCUCCCAAACCCGCUCUACUAUGAAUACUGAUGUCUUCAGUCACUUCUUCCAGCAAUAAAUGAGCCAUCCUUAUCCUUCAUCCUCAAAGAAAGAAAGGAUGCCUUGUAGUUCUAUGAUGAACAUCGAAGCCUCUUUUAAGCCUUCUAAGUCUUGAUGCAUGAGCCAUUGGUUAA